CUCUCUCUAGAGUCACCGGAACAAUCACACAAACGACGCCAUUUUACUCCUUCCUACAAAUACUCAUGUUGGACCUCAACCUCGGAAUCUUGUCGACACACAACGAAGAUGAAGAUUGCAAAGUACCAACCUCCAUCUUCAAUCAAGAAGAAGAUUCCAUUAAUCACUCAAACGACAACUUGUCUUUAAUUACAUUCGGAAUCCUUAAAAGAAAAGAAGACGUCGAAAUCCUUCCUCCUCCUCCUCCUCCUCCGGAGAGUGUGUUAUCGGGCGCCGGAAACGAGUGGUUGAAUCUGUCGUCGAUGCAAAGAAAUAAACAAGAAAUAUUGGUGAUGAAGAAGAAGAGUCGACGUGGUCCAAGAUCCAGAAGCUCCCAUUAUCGUGGCGUCACCUUUUACCGUCGAACCGGCCGUUGGGAAUCUCAUAUUUGGGACUGUGGAAAACAGGUUUAUUUGGGUGGUUUCGACACAGCCUACACAGCCGCAAGAGCGUACGACCGAGCUGCUAUCAGAUUCCGGGGACUCCAAGCAGAUAUCAACUUUAUCGUGGAUGAUUACAAACAGGACAUUGAAAAGAUGAAGAAUUUAAGCAAAGAAGAGUUUGUGCAAUCUCUUAGACGAGCGAGUGCAAGCUUAGCAAGAGGAGGUUCCAAAUACAAAAACACCCAUAUGAGAAAUGAUCACAUCCAUCUCUUCCAAAACAGGGGGUGGAAUGCAGCAGCAGCAAAAUGCAAUGAGAUAAGAAAGAAGGAAGGGGAUACUAAGUUGGGUGCUUAUAAUAAAGGAAAUGAGCACAACGAUCUCGAGCUAAGUCUUGGAAUAUCUUCAUCUUCAAAAAUUAGAAAUUUGGAACCAGCAGAUUAUUACAUGGGUUUGAAUCGAUCUGUGAUGAGUUUGCAUGGGAAGCCGUUGCCGGUAUAUCUACCGAUCACAGAAAUGAAACCGUUAAAGACAGUUGUAGCAUCAUCAGGAUUCCCUUUCAUUGCCAUGAUCAAUUCUUCUUCUUUGACCACUUGUUUUGAUCCAUGAGGUGAUCACUAUUUACUUUUAAAUUUUUUCCCUUUUUUUAUUGAUCAUAUAUUGAAUGAUACGAAAGGAUUAUGUGACUUAUCUCUUUUAUAUACCAUAGUCUUGUGGAAUCAAGACCAUGUUCGGUC
Arabidopsis arenosa is the source of this 1156-nucleotide messenger RNA. The record is from the annotation of a GenBank genome assembly. NCBI's taxonomy places the organism in Eukaryota, Viridiplantae, Streptophyta, Magnoliopsida, Brassicales, Brassicaceae.